CUGAAGUUUUCUGCCACCCUCUACUUGGUGCCACUGACUGAAUCAUAAUUGACCUGGACCGAACAGUUGAACUGUUUCCCUUCUUCGAUUACAGUGGCAGAAACAUAGUACAUGACACUGCCACAACUCCAUGAACACGUGAACAGUCAUGUAUAAACCAUAUACCGACCUUGCCGGUUCUCUAUCCCAAUUUCAAACUCAAACCUUCCUUACCAUCAUUAUCAGUCUCUUCUUCAAACGAACUUGACACCUAUCACAAUAUAUCAACACAACCACCUUCAAAACACAAUCAUGAGUGCUCCGACUAACACUCAGAAUGCCCCCGGGAUCCCAAAGCUGCCGACACUACCCAAGGAGAUCACUUUGAAAAUCCUUACGGAGAUCACUCAAAAGAGUGAAUCCGUCUGCGGUGAAGUCUCCAGUGACUAUUACACUGUCAUCUACACUCGGGGUCAGCCGGAUCGUAAUGGUGUGUUUGGACAGGGCCAGAUCGAAAGUAUUCCCUUCCAACACAAAUGUAUCCAUGAGGCACCUGUCACCGACGGUGAGAUCGAUUUCCUGACGCCCGAAAACUUGAGCUGGAAGCUAGCACUCGAAAAGAAUCGGGUGCUUCACCAACUGCAUAUCUAUGAUAGAUAUCUCAAUCCCGAUCUUGUUGAAUCGAUGCGGGCCCUCUGGAGUCGACACAAUAACGGACAUCCGGACCUCGAAGCAUUUCACCGUGAAGCCGAACAUCUUCUUGUUCUCACCGGAGAUAUUAUGAAUGACCUUCCCUUCGCUGUUGAGGCUUAUGGUGGAAUUGACGGUCCUAACCGCAAUGCCUAUGUCAAGAAGCUGCAUGCAAACGACAAUCUUCUCGAGUGUCAGCGACGAGGCCAUGUCAUGAUUAGGUCUUCUCCAUGGACGGUGGACGACGAAGUAUUCGAUGAGGUUGAGGAGCAUGAGUACCUCAUCUCUCAAGUGUCUGAUAGACUCGAUGCCAAUAUGCAGGUCGAAUUAAAUCGCGCUUUAUUUAGCAGACGAAUUGCGGAUCGUCUGGCUCUUCUUCAUCUGAACUGGUCUCUCAUGACUGGCCUCAAGAGCCUUUGCCUUGAUCUCUCAGGACCUUGGACCGCUGGCCCCAACGCGGGACUCAAGUCCUUGUGUGUUAAGAUGGGAAUGCAUCUGAAGCUCAAGACACUUAUUGUUCUUGGACUUCCCGCAAGAAAGAAUUUCGGUAAGAUGGGCAAGGACUUUUGGGUUGAAACACUCGAAAACCAGGAAUAUGUGCCUAACACUGUCGCCAAAAGCCACUUUGAAGACAGCAACGAAAGCGACGAAAGCGACGAUGAGAAUGGUGAUGAUGAACUAGCUGGGUUCCCAACAUAUAUCUAUUGGUUGAAGGAGUGUCUUCAGCCCGGCGGACAGAUCCAUUUUGUGAUGCAGUAUGCGCCAGAGACGGAGCUGUAA
Molecule: messenger RNA, 1449 nt
Organism: Fusarium redolens
Lineage: Eukaryota; Fungi; Ascomycota; Sordariomycetes; Hypocreales; Nectriaceae
Exons: 2
Coding region: 292-1449 (385 amino acids)
Source: RefSeq, a predicted model, not a curated record